Ciona intestinalis (vase tunicate) is the source of this 773-nucleotide messenger RNA. The record is from RefSeq and is a predicted model, not a curated record. Lineage: Eukaryota; Metazoa; Chordata; Ascidiacea; Phlebobranchia; Cionidae.
UGCGCUAUCGAUUGAGUUUUAUAAUGCUUGGAGUGAAAUUAAGAAUUGGAACUAGUAGAACACACACACACACACAUAUAUAUAUAUAUGUUUGUGUUGAGCUAUAGACACGUUGCAGCUUUUAGCUAUUUACAAACAGAUGCCAGUUGCGCUUAAAUAUUAACUCGCAACGGGUCGGCUGUUUUACGAAAAUAGAUUGUUGGCGGUGUGUAGAGUUAGGUCGCUUCUACGACAAAGUGAUGUAUUCGUUUAUGAGUAGUUUUGUUGUGCUUAGUGCCCUUAUUGUGAUUACGGCAAAAUCUGAGGAAGUUUACAAACAUGAAGAGUUAAAGGCCAGGUUAACGCCGCUGCAAUAUCACGUGACACAGGAGAGGGGCACAGAAGAACCGUUUACGGGCGAAUUUAACGACCAUAAGGGAACGGGUGCUUACAAGUGCGUUGUAUGUGGAACACCAUUGUUUCAUUCAGAUCAAAAGUAUAAUUCGGGGUCAGGAUGGCCGUCGUUUUAUGACACAACGCACAAAUCGUCAAUUGAAGAAAAGCAAGACGACCGUGAGGGCCGUGUCAGAACUGAAGUAGUGUGCAAUAAAUGCAAAUCCCACUUAGGACAUGUGUUUAAAGACGGCCCUGAACCUACAAGUCUUCGGUAUUGUAUAAACAGUGCAUCACUAACCUUCGAUUCAACCGAACAAAAAGAUAAAGAAGAACUGUGAGCACUAUGUCUACUUGUGAAUUCUAGAUAAAAAAUGCAAAUAAACUAGAUUUUGAAGGAA